Molecule: messenger RNA, 951 nt
Organism: Penaeus monodon (black tiger shrimp)
Lineage: Eukaryota; Metazoa; Arthropoda; Malacostraca; Decapoda; Penaeidae
Product: extensin-like
Exons: 1
Coding region: 1-951 (316 amino acids)
Source: RefSeq, a predicted model, not a curated record
AUGACCGCCAUCUGCAACCGCCCAUCAUCACCCCCACCGCCCACAGCCUCCCAUCACCCUCAUCACCCACAACUGCCCAUCACCGCCCACGACCACUCAUCACCACCACCGUCCACAGCCGCCCAUCACCACCCCCGCCCACAACCACCCAUCACCACCGCCCACAGCCGCCCAUCACCACCCCCGCCCACAGCCGCCCAUCACCACCACCGCCCACAGCCGCUCAUCACCACCCCCGCCCACAAUGCCAUCACCACCCCCGCCCACACCGCUCAUCACCACCCUCGCCCACAGCCGCCCAUCACCACCCCCGCCCACAGCCGCCCAUCACCACCACCGCCCACAGCCGCCCAUCACCACCACCGCCCACGACCACCCAUCACCACCGCCCACAAUUGCCCAUCACCACCCCCGCCCACAGCCGCCCAUCACCACCCCCGCCCACAGCCGCCCAUCACCACCCCCGCCCACAGCCGCCCAUCACCACCCCCGCCCACAGCCGCCCAUCACCACCCCCGCCCACAGCCGCCCAUCACCACCCCCGCCCACAGCCGCCCAUCACCACCACCGCCCACGACCACCCAUCACCACCACCGCCCACAGCCGCCCAUCACCACCCCCGCCCACAGCCGCCCAUCACCACACCCGCCCACAGCAGCCCAUCACCACCACCGCCCACAUCCGCCCAUCACCACCCCCGCCCACAGCCGCCCAUCACCACCCCCGCCCACUACCGCCCAUCACCACCACCGCCCACAGCCGCCCAUCAUCACCCCCGCCCACGACCACCCAUCACCACCCCCGCCCACAGCCGCCCAUCACCACCCCCGCCCACAGCCGCCCAUCACCACCCCCGCCCACAGCCGCCCAUCACCACCCUCCUCCACCGCGAUGCGUUAUUCAUUAGCUUCAUUUGUCUCCGAUUCUCCGGGCCAUCUCGCGCGACAUUGA